Mytilus californianus (California mussel) is the source of this 3302-nucleotide messenger RNA. Its product is annotated as BTB/POZ domain-containing protein 1-like. The coding region runs from base 158 to 1948 and encodes 596 amino acids. Lineage: Eukaryota; Metazoa; Mollusca; Bivalvia; Mytilida; Mytilidae. Gene Ontology annotation, molecular function: protein binding. Gene Ontology annotation, biological process: neurogenesis. The record is from RefSeq and is a predicted model, not a curated record. Gene Ontology annotation, cellular component: cytosol; P-body. The transcript is spliced from 5 exons.
UAGAUUAUGUAACGUAUAUAUCAGAGGGGUAAUUACCAGUCACUAUUUUUAUUGUUUUGGAAAUUGGUAUCUAUUUCCUUGUUUUAAUUUUUGACAUUGAUUUUCAUUUGAGGAUUGUAAAAUUUUUUAGCAGGAAAUCAUUUUGUUCCUAUAUGAUAUGGGAAAAAUUGAGUUAAAGUUCAUUAGAAGGCUGUUCCAUAUGGACAGAAAAAUGGAUGAAAAGGAUAAACCAGAUAAACAACCAAAAAGAAAAGAGAGAAAAAACGAUGAAAAAACUGCUAAUAGAGAAGAAAAUCAAACUGCAAAAAACUUGUGUACAAAUCAGAAGCUUAAUGUCAAUCCAAGAAAUCCUCUAAAUUCAGUGUCACAACCCCAAUUAAAUCAAAAACAAGCUAAUUCAACAGCCACAUAUUCAGAGCCAGUGGCUGAAGCUAUGGACGAUUCAGGAGUACCAGACUCACCAUUAAAUUCCUUGCAAGAGUUGCCUACUCAAAACCCUGUCAAAAUGGAGAGGGUUCCUUCAACUUCUGAUUUACCCGUGUUUUCUAGUCAAUUUGUCACCCAGAUCUCGUCACAAAGUGACCCAGGUCCAGAUAAAGCCCAUUUGCUGGCAACUGCAAGUGCAGCUUUUGGGCAUGGUGGAAACGCUCCAUACAACUGGCAGGCUACUAAAAUCUGUGUCAAAGACAGACUUUCUUAUCUUUGUAACACUGAAAUAAUGGCUGAUGUUCAUUUUAUGGUUGGAGCUCCACCUCAUCAACAAAAAAUACCUGCUCAUAAAUUUGUCCUGUCUGUGGGUAGUGCUGUGUUUGAUGCACAGUUCAAUGGUCCAAUGGCAACCCAAGAGGAUAUUGUAGAAAUCCCUGAUGUUGAGCCGGCAGCUUUCAUUUCUCUUCUGAGAUUUUUGUAUUCAGAUGAAGUUAAAAUUUGUUCUGAUUCUGUUAUGACUACAUUGUAUGCUGCUAAGAAAUAUGCAGUCCCAGCUUUAGAGAAACAAUGUGUGGAGUUCUUAAAGAGAAAUUUGAGCAGUGACAAUGCAUUCAUGCUUUUGACGCAGGCACGUUUGUUUGACGAGCCCCAGCUGGCAGCUUUGUGCUUAGAAACUAUUGAUAAAAAUACACACGAGGCUUUACAGGCUGAUGGUUUCACAGACAUUGAUUUAGAAACACUUUGUUGUGUUCUAGAACGGGACACAUUAGGAAUCAGAGAAUUCAAACUUUUCGCAUCAGUUUGUCGUUGGGCAGAGGCAGAAUGCACUCGUAAAAACUUGCCACCAAGUCCAGAGAAUCAACGUGGAGUGUUGGGGCGUGCAUUAAGACUGAUUCGAUUCCCUUUAAUGAGUGUGGAAGAAUUUGCUCAAGGAGCUGCUCAGAGUGGAUUGUUAGAAGAUAAAGAGGUGGUCAAACUAUUCUUAUACUUCACCGUAAAUCCUAAACCGCAGAUAGCUUUCCUUGAUGUACCAAGGUGCUGUCUGACUGGCAAAGAACAAGUUGUGUCCAGAUUUUGUCAGAUAGAGAGUAGAUGGGGUUAUAGUGGAACCAGUGAUAGAAUCAGGUUCAUGGUUAAUAGAAGAAUAUUUGUAGUUGGUUUUGGUCUUUAUGGUAGUAUUCAUGGACCUAAGGAAUAUUAUGUUACGAUCCAGAUUAUACAGUCAGACACUGGUAAAGUAAUGGGACACAAUGACACCAGUUUUCAAUGUGAUGGCUCUAACUCCACUUUCCGUGUGAUGUUUAAAGAACCAGUUGAAAUUCUGCCCAACACUAGUUACACAGCAUGUUCAACUUUGAAGGGUCCAGACUCAUAUUAUGGAGCAAAAGGUCUCAGAAAGGUGACACAUGAAUCUGUUUCGAGUGGAAAGGUUACUUUCCAGUUUACUUAUGCUGCAGGCAACAACAAUGGAACAUCAGUAGAAGAUGGACAGAUCCCGGAAAUCAUUUUCUACACAUAAAAUUAUUGAGAUGAAAAUCUGUUGUAAAAAAAUUCAGAAGUCGAGAAUUUUCUGAAAAAAGUAUCAAGAACUUUUUACAUGAAAUUACAACUUCAGUGCAUAACAUGAUUCAAGAGUUUCAAAUAAUAUCCUCGAAGAUAAAUUUGAAGUUGAAUAGAACUAUAACAUCAACUUAUAAAUUUUUUUAGUUGAACUUCAGUGACAGUUGUCAUAUCUGUUGAGUUUAGUUAUUGCGUCAUUUAAAAUUCUCAUGAGCAGUGCUAAUACAUCGUACAACCAUUUUAUUUGAUCUCAGUAAUAACAUCCAUACAUAAACGUGAUGGAAAUAAAAAUAGAAUUCAUUUACAAUUAUGUAUUAACAUUAAUUGACAUUAUGUAAGACCUUGCCAAGUUGACAUUUAUAUUGAAAAGUGGCAUGAAAACAUAAAACCAUAGUCAUGGUAGUGGAAAUAUUAGUUUACAAGGAAAACAGAAAAAGAUGUUGAAUGACGUUUUACAGUGCAUAAUUGUCAGGUCAUUUAGUAGAUUUUGUUCCAAACAUUAUUAGUGGAAAUAUUAGAUCGUAUAAAACAUUGAAACCAAGUGACAGGUACAAAUGUAAUUAAAAUGAAGAUAAUGGUCCAGAGGAUGAAGUCAAGUGCUAUUUCUUUUUCUGUUGUAGCAAAUCAAUAUUAUAUAAGUCAUAAUAUAAAUUUUGAAAAGGCCAGUAGAAAAGGAAUCAAGCCAUGAAUUGGAGGUUUGAGGAGGAGAAUAUGUGUUAUAUGUUGCAGUUUUUGUGAUAUGAUUUGUGAUAUUAAUAGUCAUUUCUUUAGGGCUGUCCCAUAAAAACAUACAUGGUACCCAGGGAAGGCACUUUAAUAAUGGGGUAACCACCUGUAGAGGCAAAUUGAGAAUUUCAAUUACAUUUCCUUCCAUAGUCAUGAUAGUAGAGAUUUCAAAGUGCCUUCCCUGGGUCCCAUGUAUGUUUUUAUGGAACAGCCCUUAUGCUACACGUGUCUAGGGCUAUUCCAUUUAAACAUAACUCCUUCCAAAACAAGCCAGACAAUUUUUUCAUGAUAAUUAUUUUUCGUGAUAUCAUGUUUGAAGGUUAAUUUUAAAAGCAGUCAUACAUUAAAGUGAUCAUAAUUUGCUUCCUAAGUAAUAUUGUGUGUUAUGUUUAAAUAGAAUACCGUAUUUUUUUUUAAUUAUAGUAAGGUAGGCAGAUUAUUCUAUUCAUGUAAAGGACUUUUAAGGACAGCUUAGAAUGGCUAUCUUUAAUGCUUUGGAAAUUAUUAUAUGAAUUAACUAGAUGUAUAUUGAUAAUUGAUCUAUUUAUUGUAUAUUUUUUGGAAUGAUAUUAAAGAAUAGAACUAUC